AUGGGAGGCUGUCGUUGCACGUUUCGUUCUUGUGAGCAUGGAACCGCCUCAAGACCGGACCUUCAUUACUUCCGGUAUCCCGUGAAAGAUCCCGAACGGCUGAGCGCUUGGAUAAAGAACUCUCAGCGGGCUGAAUUCAUCAAGCUACCGCAGGACAAACUGUCGAACAAAGUCGUGUGCCAGGAACAUUUCGAGCGAAAAAUGUUCAUGAACUAUUUGAGGGAGCGACUGACGAGAACUGCCAUACCGCGGCUGAUGCCGGUGCCAGGAGAAGAUACGCGAAUUAAUGUCGAAACGGGCGACAUCGUUGGUCCCGACGUGGACGAAGGACAAACACGCAAACCGGAAAUUGUCACACCGUACACCUGCAAGCAACGCGAGCAGCGACCCUCGCUAGAGCUAACGAUUAGUACGAAGGAGGAACAGCCGCAGGAAACAAUGCCAACACCGCCACUGAAGAAGAUGAAAAUUCUAAACCCCGAAAUAUUGGUUUCGAAACGAAAAGAUUCGCCUGGUACAGUCGUGCGCAAUGGAAUGCAGCCACCUGGUCGUAUUAUCAUCCACAAACCACACGAAACAGUUCUCCUGAACAAGAUGGUCUCAAAGCGUACGCUAGACAGCGGUUCGAGCGAACAGCGUAUCAUCAACUCGCCCAAGCUCGCUGCAAAUGUUACACAUUGUGUUCUAAAAGAGGAAAUUGUAACAAUCCAAGACGAACCAGUUUUUAGCCCUGUAGCUGCCGAGCAGAACUUCGACGACGUCGACAACGACAGCGACACCGGUGAAGUGAUUAGUACAACGGAAGUUGCGACGACGCAAACGACGAGUACCCCGACAGCAGAGUCCGCGCCUAUGGACCCGGCGUUUGCGAAAGCGCUCAAAGAGAGCAAACAAGAAUUGGCCAACCUAAGGCAGGUUAUCGAGAUGCUUGCGAAUCGACCGGUACCGCAACCUACCACCAUUAUCACCCCACAAACGGUGACACCGCCGAUGAAAAUGGAAAAAGGGCCACAGCUCACCAAAGCGCAACUGUUCAAUGGUAUCAAACGGUACCUGAACCCUACGAUGGUGACACUACUGCGGAUGGAACUAUUCGCCGGAUCGGCCGAUCGACCGUGGAAAUCUGAUGAGAAAGCACUAGCCGUGGAUCUGCUCAGUAUCGGUGCGAACGUGUACGAUCACUUUGCCCAAGAGUUCCGCUUCCGAUUGCCACCGGUCAGCGAGGCUGAGCAGUGGAAGGAAUCGGGUGAGAUCGAUGCAGACGAUGCGUGUUAGUUAGCCGGACUGUGCCGACACC
This is a messenger RNA of Anopheles darlingi, 1297 nucleotides long. RefSeq lists its product as uncharacterized. The record is from RefSeq and is a predicted model, not a curated record. Gene Ontology annotation, molecular function: sequence-specific DNA binding. NCBI's taxonomy places the organism in Eukaryota, Metazoa, Arthropoda, Insecta, Diptera, Culicidae. Bases 1 to 1275 code for a protein of 424 amino acids. The transcript has 2 exons.